GAAUUACCCCAUAUGCAGCUUGAUGACAGACUUGGCUUUGUCCAUUCCCGAUGUUUUCCCGAAGCGGCAGGUCAACUACAGGCCAAAUAUUUAAGAUACGUUAUUCCCAUGAUGCAUAGGUUCUGCUUGUUCCUUACUAUUCUCUUCCAUAUCUUUGCACGCUGAGAUCAAAAAAUGAGAUUCAAAUAUCUGGUUUUGCAGCUCUUAUCGUUCUCUACAUUGGGUCAAACUGCCUCCAUCCGCACCCGGACCCAACCAGUUGCUACUAUCAACAACGGAACCCUUAUUGGAACUCAGAACCCGAAACACAACCAGGACCUUUUCUUGGGUAUCCCAUACGCGCAGCCGCCUCUUGGGGAUCUGAGGUUCAAUCACCCCCAGCCCAUCAAUCAGUCAUGGUCUGAAAAGCAAGCAAUUGCCUAUGGUCCUUGGUGUCACUCUUCCCCUUUAACCCUACCGGGUUUCACGCAGACGGGCUUCGAGCAUGAAGAAAGCGAAGAUUGUCUAACCAUCAACGUCGUGCGACCAAGCGGUGUGAAGGACGAUGCUCGUUUGCCUGUUCUAACCUGGAUCCAUGGUGGUGGACUCCGGGAGGGAUUUGGUGCCGAUCAAAGAUACAACAUGUCUUUUCUCAUCCAGGAAUCUGUCAAGAUGGGCCAACCGACCAUUGGGGUCAGUUUUAAUUACCGGCUUUCUGGUUUUGGAUUCCUGCAGGGUCGCGCGGUCAACGAAGAUGGAGUCGCAAACCUCGGUCUCUAUGACCAGCGGCUUGCUCUUCACUGGAUCCAAGAGAAUAUUUUGGCUUUCGGAGGUGACCCUUCCCGAGUUACGAUUCAAGGAGAAUCAUCUGGCGCUGUGUCGGUUGGACACCACUUCGUCGCAUAUGGUGGACGUGACGAUGGGCUUUUCCAUGCAGGCAUUGCUGAAAGUGGCGGGCCUCUUAGCACAAGUGCAUUUAUCUCUCUGGAUCAGCAGGAUCUCCUCUACAAUGACGUUCUCAAUGCAACAAACUGCAUUGAUAAAGAAGAUACCCUUCAAUGUCUUCGCUCCAGACCAGCAAGCACCUUGAAGGAUGCUUUUCAAGGCGUCAAUUAUUAUCCAGUUAUGGAUGGAGGGAUGGUCACGGGUUUUCCUUCUGUUGCUCUGAGGGAAGGGAGCUUUGUGAAGCGUCCUCUCCUUAUCGGGACUAAUACAAAUGAAGGAACUGCAUUUUCAGUCACUGGCAGCCUCGGUGUGAACAAUUCAGCUGACUUCCGGACAAUGAUUACCCAGUUCAGCGGAGGCAAUGGUCUUACGAAUACGACUGUUAACGCUCUCGUUGAUCAAUACGUCCACAAACUGUCUCCCGAAGAGGUACAGGCCGAUCUCGGGACAGUCCUCCAAUCCCCAAGUCCAAGAUAUGGUGCUCUCUACGGCCAAGUUACCCUAUACAUCGGAGAUUUCAUGUUCAACGCCGCUAGGCGGUACACUACCGAGCUGUGGGCUCGGUACGGGGUUCCUGCAUAUACCUAUCGUUUCGAUGCUGUGUCUAAUGGGGUGCCGAAUAAGAUCCUUGGUGCCACACAUUUCCAGGAAAUUCCCUUCGUGUUCCGAAAUUUUGAUGGCGUCGGCCAUCAGGUCAAGCCAUUAGUAUCAAAUUCCACGGAAUUGCAGCAAAAGUAUCAGGAUCUGAGCAGACUCAUGAGCCGAAUGUGGUUGAGCUUUGCGAACACACUAUCGCCAAAUGAUCAUCAAGUUCCGAGAUUCAACGUGGCCUGGCCUGCCUACAGGAAUGAAAGUGCAGAAAACAUUGUCUUCCGUCUGAAUGACACUCACUUGGAGCCUGACACUUGGAGGUCAAACGCUAUUAGAAGUCUUGUUAGCUCUUUCCAUGAGUUCAAGAUUUAA
Messenger RNA from Aspergillus glaucus CBS 516.65, 1887 nucleotides. RefSeq lists its product as uncharacterized. The transcript has 2 exons. Gene Ontology annotation, molecular function: carboxylic ester hydrolase activity. The record is from RefSeq and is a predicted model, not a curated record. NCBI's taxonomy places the organism in Eukaryota, Fungi, Ascomycota, Eurotiomycetes, Eurotiales, Aspergillaceae. The coding region runs from base 175 to 1887 and encodes 570 amino acids.